AUGGGCAGCCCAUGGACACCAUGGCCCAAACCUAACCCUAACCUUGCAGCCACUCAUCGUACAUAUAUACAGCCCUCCCGAACCUUGACGCCGCAAGCCGGUCUGAUCUCCCGUACCUCCCUUCUUCCAAGCUUAGGUUACAUCAAGAUCCUUCAAAAGGAAGAAGAAAUGGCGUACGCAGCGAUGAAGCCGACCAAGCCAGGGUUGGAGGAGCCCCAGGAACAGAUUCACAAGAUUAGGAUUACUCUCUCCUCCAAGAACGUCAAGAACCUCGAGAAAGUGUGUACUGAUUUGGUUCGUGGAGCCAAGGACAAGCGGCUCAGGGUCAAGGGACCAGUGAGAAUGCCCACCAAGGUUCUUCACAUCACUACUAGGAAGUCACCAUGCGGCGAAGGAACCAACACAUGGGAUAGGUUUGAGCUCCGCGUCCACAAGCGGGUGAUUGACCUCUUUAGCUCCCCGGAUGUGGUUAAGCAGAUUACCUCAAUCACGAUUGAACCCGGUGUUGAGGUUGAGGUGACUAUUGCUGAUUCUUAAAUUUGCUGUACGUUUUCCUAUAUUUCUAUGGUCUAUUAGUUUGUUAGGUCCUUUUGCCCUUGCAACCCUGCCAACAUCUUCAUUUCAAGUGUCCACAUCAUGUGUUGAAGUUGUAGUAUGAAUUAACAAGAGUUUUGCUGUUACAGUUCUGUUUUUGAAAGUAGUUUGUUUGAGGAGACAAUUAUGUGUUUGUUUCUGCGGUUGUAUGAAUACAUGCUAUUUUUUAGUGCUCUAUGUUAAGAAUCCCCAUGUGGGUGGUACCAUUUUUGUUGCAUUUCCAGC
Messenger RNA from Ilex paraguariensis (yerba mate), 819 nucleotides. The record is from the annotation of a GenBank genome assembly. Lineage: Eukaryota; Viridiplantae; Streptophyta; Magnoliopsida; Aquifoliales; Aquifoliaceae.